GAAGUGCCGCCGCAGACCGACUGUCCACUCCCGACGCGACAACGACGACGACGCUGGGCCAGCCAUGGACGCCGAGCAGUUCAGAGAGUUCGCCAAAGCCACCGUCGACUACGUCGCCGACUACUUGGAGAACAUCCGGGACAGGCCUGUGUUACCUGAUGUUACACCUGGUUUCAUGAGUAAGCUGCUACCAUCUGAGGCACCAUAUGAACCAGACACAUGGCAAGAUGUCAUACAUGAUGUAGAGCAUGUCAUUAUGCCUGGAGUUACACAUUGGCAGUCUCCAAGUUUCCAUGCAUUUUAUCCAACAUCACUUUCCUACCCUGCAAUUGUGGGAGAAAUUCUGAGUGCUGCAAUUUCUGGUGUUGGAUUUAGCUGGAUUGCAAAUCCAGCUAGCACUGAACUUGAGGUAAUAGUCAUAGACUGGCUAGGAAAAAUGUUGGGUUUGCCAUCAGAAUUUCUACCAUCAUCUGAUGGGCCAGGAGGUGGUGUCAUACAGGGUUCUGCCAGUGAGGCUACGCUGAUUGGUCUGCUGGCGGCAAGAGAGACUGCAGUGCGUAAAGCUAAAGCCCUCAACCCACACUUAAAUGAAGCUGAAUUAAGAGGAAAAUUCGUUGCUUACAGCUCUAAUCAGAGUAAUUCAUCAGUGGAAAAAGCUGGCCUCUUGGCAGCUGUUCCAAUGAAGUUACUUCCAUCAGACAACAAAUGCCGAAUGCGAGGAAACACACUUUUGAAACAAAUACGUGAAGAUCGUGCUAAUGGUCUCAUCCCAAUAUAUGUUGUAGCAACCUUUGGAACAACAGGAACUUGUGCCUUUGACCCAGCUGAUGAACUUGGACCCAUAUGCAAUGAAGAAGGCAUAUGGCUUCACAUAGAUGCUGCAUAUGCAGGUGCUGCCCUAGUUUGUCCUGAGUUUAGGCAUUUAAUGUCAGGAAUUCACUAUGCAGAUUCUUUCAACUUCAACCCACAUAAAUGGAUGCUUACUAACUUUGACUGUUCUGCUAUGUGGUUGAAGGAUGCAACAGAACUUAGCAAGAGUUUCUGUGUAGAGCGCAUUUACCUUGAACACAAGAUGCAGGGGAAAAAACCUGAUUAUAGACAUUGGCAGAUUCCCCUUGGACGACGGUUCCGUGCACUGAAGUUGUGGUUUGUUCUACGCCUGUAUGGAAUUCGUGGGAUUCAGGACAUAAUCCGAAAACAUGUGCAGCUGGCUAAAUAUUUUGAAACACUUGUCAGAGCAGAUCCUCGCUUUGAGAUUCCCUGCGACCAAAGUAUGGGUGUUGUGUGUUUCCGUUUGAAGGGUCCUGAUGAGCUGACCAGAGACUUAGUUGCACAGCUUACAGCACGAAGGAACAUUUACUUGAUUGCAGCAACUGUCAAUGAACAGAUUGCAGCACGAUUUGUUGUAUGUAGUACUGUGACAGAAGAGAAGGACAUUGUAAAAUCAUGGCAGGAAAUUUUGUAUGUUGCAAAUAAGAUACUGGACUCCAAUGCUGAUGAUAUGAGUGUUAAAAUUGUAGAAAAGGUUUAAAAUAUAUUUGAAACAUAUGUGGGUCAUGUAUUUUACAACAGACUGUAUACUAUGAAAUAUGUAUAACAUUUUUAGCUUUAAUGCAACUGUGUGUUUCACAUACUGCACCAUCACAAAAAAUAAAAUAAAAUAAAAAUAUAACAAAAACAUAAAAGGCCUCAUACAGCAAGUAUUGUAAGAUGUCACAUACUGUUAAUAUAUAAAUCAUUGACGAGAAGAAUGUUUUACAUAAAAUGUUUUCUUGGUUAAACACUGCUACAAUCUCUCUCUCUCUCUCUCUCUCUCUCUCUCUCUCUCUCUCUCUCUUGUUACACUUUUGGAAUGGGCUAUGCUGAUUUGUUAUGACCCUAUCAAGCAUCUUCAACAAACUCCCAUUACACAUACAAUAAGAAACUGAGGGCCACUAUAAAUUCAAACAAAAAUUAACUUACCUGCUUAUAAUUUAAUAGCAUAUACAGUCCAGAAGCACUCAAUGAAUAAAGGGAUGCUGAUCACUGGCAAGACAAUGGCAGAUUUUAGGGAAUGCUAAGAAAAGGAUUACUGUGGUGAAGUUUUCAGUGAGUGCAAUACUACCUCUAAUUUUUAAAAUAUUUGUUUGAUUAAUUAUUUUUACUAUUUCCCCAAAAAAUUAACUUAAUGCAGCACUAGGUAACCAUUAUGAAAACACUGGAUCACUACAGGUAAUCACAAAAAGCUCAUCCAUGAAAUAGCCAGAAUGAGUAACUACCCACAAAUACUUUCAUAUCAUAAAUAUUGCUGAAACAUAUGAAUAUAAGUUGUAUAAAUUCCAAGAACAUGCUCAUAGCUGUCCAUUUGAAAACUGACAGCUAAGACAAUAAAAUGAAAUCAGCAC
This is a messenger RNA of Schistocerca cancellata (South American locust), 2384 nucleotides long. Its product is annotated as aromatic-L-amino-acid decarboxylase-like. Bases 65 to 1531 code for a protein of 488 amino acids. Gene Ontology annotation, molecular function: aromatic-L-amino-acid decarboxylase activity; pyridoxal phosphate binding. Gene Ontology annotation, biological process: catecholamine metabolic process; amino acid metabolic process. The record is from RefSeq and is a predicted model, not a curated record. NCBI's taxonomy places the organism in Eukaryota, Metazoa, Arthropoda, Insecta, Orthoptera, Acrididae. The transcript has 12 exons.